Cetraspora pellucida is the source of this 330-nucleotide messenger RNA. Lineage: Eukaryota; Fungi; Glomeromycota; Glomeromycetes; Diversisporales; Gigasporaceae. The record is from the annotation of a GenBank genome assembly.
AUGGCAUCAAUUUUAACAUUAAGCUUAACAAUUGGUGGCAUUAUAUUUGCUCCAACUGCGGUUGUUUAUUUUGUGCGAGCAAUUGGAUUUGGAUCAAGUGGCAUUUUAGCAAGAUCCUUUGCGGCACAAAUGAUGUCUUAUUUAUAUGGUGGUGCUACUGCCACAGGUAGCAUAGUUUCAAUAUUACAGUCAGUCGGUGCGGCCGGACACAGUUUCGGAUCAAUGAUUGCAUGGAGACUUGCAGUUGCAUUUAUUAUAAAUACGUGGCAUGUGAUGACCUACCUUGCAUUCGUUUACCAACUUGUAACUGCUUAUAUUAGUGGUCUAUAA